Schistocerca nitens (vagrant locust) is the source of this 570-nucleotide messenger RNA. RefSeq lists its product as uncharacterized. The record is from RefSeq and is a predicted model, not a curated record. Bases 1 to 570 code for a protein of 189 amino acids. Lineage: Eukaryota; Metazoa; Arthropoda; Insecta; Orthoptera; Acrididae. The transcript has 2 exons.
AUGCCGCGCGGGAGGCCAGAGGGCGAGGUGCGAGGGGGCGAGGGGCGAGGGGCCGAGGAGUCGAGGGGGCGAAGGGCCGAGGGGGGCCGAGGGGGGCCGAGGGCGACCGAGGGGGAACGAGGGGGUGCGAGGGGCCGAGGAGGGGCCGAGGAGGCGAGGGGGCGAGGGGCGAGGGGCGAGGAGGCGAGGGGUCGUGGGGGCGAGGGGUCGAGGGGGCGAGGAGGUGAGGGGGGGAGGAGCCUAGGGGGCGAGGGGCCGAGGGGGGCCAGGGGGGCCGAGGGCGGCCGAGGGGGGCCGAGGGGGUGCAAGGGGGCCGAGGAGGGUCCAGGGGGCGAGGGGGCGAGGAGGCAAGGAGGUGAGGGGCCGAGGAGGGCCGUGGGGGCCCAGGGGGCAGAGGGGGCUGAGGGGGGCCGAGGGGGCGCGAUGGGAGCCGAGGGGGGGACGAGGGGGCGAGGGGGCAUGGAGGCGAGGGUGCAAGAGGGCGAGGAGGCAAGGGGGCAAGGGGGCGAGGAGGCGAGGGAGCGAGGAGGCGAGGGGGGCGAGGAGGUGUGGGGGGUCGAGGGGGGCUGA